AUUCGAGGAUUCGCUGUCGUCGGGCAAUGCAUUUUAGAUGAAUAUACAUACUGUAUACACUAGUUUAAUCAGUGGAAAAAUCACAUUAACAUCAUGAGUUCUUCGGGUAGUACUAAAUAUCAGUACCUGGCUGCCAUAAGUGUAAAUAUUGUGUCCAUAUCGUAUGGAGCAUUUUGUGGCUGGCCCUCGGCCAGUUUUCUGGAACUGGGCGGCGAGGAUAGUCCCCUGGAAACGGGACCAUUAAGCACUCAGGAUCAGGGCUGGGUGGCAUCCACCAUUUGCAUAGGCGGUCUUUUCGGGGGCAUUCUGUUUGCCUGGCUGGCGGAGAAGAUCGGCCGGCGGUGGUCCCUCCUAUGGAUGGCGCUGCCAAAUCUGAUUGGCUGGAUUAUAAUACCAUUUGCCAGCACUCCAACGCACUUGAUUAUUGCUCGAUUCAUUGGCGGCGUAGCGGGAGGCGGCUGCUUUUCGGUGAUACCCAUUUAUAUAGCAGAGCUCGCAUCGGACAGUGUUCGAGGUGUUUUGGGCACAUUCCUGGUGCUGACAUGCAAUGGUGGAGUUGUCCUGGCGUUCGUUUUGGGCUACUACUUCGACUAUGCCACAGUGUCGUGGAUUGUCUCUACCUUAUCCUUUUUGUUUGUGGGCUGCUUCUGGUUUAUGCCGGACACACCGGAGUACCUGGCCAAGCACAAUCGAGUGGAGGAGGCUAAGCUAUCUCUGCGCUACUAUCGAAAUAUUCAGUUCAGCCCCGCCAAGGAACUCAGUGAAGAUCUCAAACUGGAGCUGGAAAAACUGAAGCCCACAGAAAAGACAGAUCUCGAUGGGAAUGACAAUGAUGGCGACGAACAUGCCGUAACCUGUGCUGACUUUGCUGAUGUCAAGACGAGAAAGGCCUUCUUCAUUGGUCUGGGCCUCGUGAUGUUCAAUCAGUUGUGCGGCUGCUUUGCGAUGGUCAACUACACGGCUGUGAUUUUCGAGCAGGCCGGCGCCAGUCUGGCACCCACUGUGUCGGCCAUUAUUGUCGGCUCGAUUCAGUUGCUCGGCUGCUACGCGUCCACGGUUCUGGUGGAGCGAGCGGGUCGCAAGAUCCUGCUGCUCGUGUCCGCCGUGGGCAUUGGUCUGGGUCAGAGCGCCAUGGGCAGUUAUAGCUAUCUCAAGGUCCUGGGCUACGACGUCAGCUCUUUCGGUUGGGUGCCCGUGGCUGGCUUCUCGUUUAUGCUGCUCCUGGCCGCCAGCGGUCUGCUGACGUUACCCUUUCUGGUCAUAGCGGAGAUCCUGCCGCCCAAAGUACGCAGCACAGCGAAUAUGAUACUCAUGUCAGUGCUUUGGGUGAUUGCCACAGCCGCAAUCAAGUUGAUGCCCCUGUUCACAGAAUCACUGGGUAUGCAUGGGACCGUCUUUAUGUUCGCCAGCAUGUCCUUCAGCGCAGCUCUGUUCAUAGCCAUAUUUGUUCCCGAAACCAAGGGCAAGACGACGGAAGCCAUCUUGGCCAACCUCUAGUAUUACAACUAAUUUUAAAUGAUUUGUUAAUGUUUUUAUUAAAAUCUCAAAACGCCUUAA
This is a messenger RNA of Drosophila persimilis, 1557 nucleotides long. Its product is annotated as facilitated trehalose transporter Tret1. The transcript is spliced from 6 exons. The record is from RefSeq and is a predicted model, not a curated record. Bases 94 to 1497 code for a protein of 467 amino acids. Gene Ontology annotation, cellular component: membrane. Lineage: Eukaryota; Metazoa; Arthropoda; Insecta; Diptera; Drosophilidae. Gene Ontology annotation, biological process: carbohydrate transport; transmembrane transport. Gene Ontology annotation, molecular function: sugar transmembrane transporter activity.